This is a messenger RNA of Aspergillus wentii DTO 134E9, 1620 nucleotides long. RefSeq names its product amino acid permease. Gene Ontology annotation, cellular component: membrane. The coding region runs from base 1 to 1620 and encodes 539 amino acids. The transcript has 7 exons. The record is from RefSeq and is a predicted model, not a curated record. Gene Ontology annotation, molecular function: transmembrane transporter activity. Lineage: Eukaryota; Fungi; Ascomycota; Eurotiomycetes; Eurotiales; Aspergillaceae. Gene Ontology annotation, biological process: transmembrane transport; amino acid transport.
AUGCCUUCAAUGCAUGAUGACGACGAGCUUCUUCUCGCUCGUAUUGGCUACAAGCAGGAACUACGCCGCGAAUUCUCAAAAUGGUCCACCAUCUCAUAUGCCAUCUCCAUCCUCGGCGUCUUGGGAUCCGUUCCCGCGACCUUUGGCGCGCCUCUAGCUGCAGGAGGUCCUGCGACCGCCGUCUGGUGCUGGUUCCUGGGCUCCUGCAUGGCCAUGUGCAUCGGCAGCUCCGUCGCAGAGCUGGUCUCGGCGUAUCCUACCGCGGGAGGAAUGUACUUUGUCACCAAACAUGUUGUCCCUGAGGAGCAAGUGCCCAUCUUCUCUUGGGUUCAAGGCUGGUGUAAUCUGCUCGGUCAGACCGCGGGAGUCUCUAGUGUGGCGUAUACAGUGAGCCAGAUGCUGCUUGCAUGUGCUAGCAUGAAUUCGGACCUCGUCGAUGGCAAGUACUCGUAUUCACCGACGGCAUUGGAGACUGUGGUCGUGUCCAUUGUGGUUCUGUGCGUCUUGGGAGUCAUUUGCUCCUUGACCACCAAGACUCUCCACCGGAUAAUUCUCUGGUUUGCUCCUAUCAACAUCUCCGCGACCAUCUGCAUCUGUCUCGCUCUUCUCUACUUUACCCCCGAAAAGCAACCAGCCAGCUGGGUCUUCACCCAUGUCACCGAUGGCUCAGGAUGGGGAUCAAAAGUAUUUUCAUUCUUUCUCGGUUUUCUGUCAGUUGCAUGGACUAUGACCGACUACGAUGGCACGACGCACAUGUCUGAAGAAACCCACGACGCUGCCUCUCAAGGACCUCUGGCCAUCCAAUCCGCAGUCCUGGUGUCUGGAACACUAGGCUGGAUCCUGACUGUUUCUCUGUGCUUCUGUCUCACUGAUCUCGACGACAUCCUGAACUCUCCUACCGGUCUUCCCGCUGCUCAGAUCUUCCUCAACGCCGGGGGAAGAACAGGAGGCACCAUCAUGUGGGCAUUUGCCGUUCUAGUCCAGUUCUUCACGGGCUGUUCAGCAAUGUUAGCAGAUACACGAAUGGCAUAUGCCUUUGCACGAGACGAUGCCUUACCUUUCUCCACGUAUUUUCCCCUGAACCUAUCCAUCCCCAUCAUCAAAGCUAACCCACCCAGCUUCCUCUCCAAAAUCAACAAAUACACCCACACCCCCAUCAACGCCGUCUGGUUCGUCGUCUUCUUCAGCAUCUGCCUCAACUGCGUCGCCAUCGGCUCUACCCAAACCGCCACCGCUAUCUUCAGCAUCACCGCCCCCGCCCUGGACCUUUCAUACGUCUCCGUCAUCAUCGCCCACCAACUCUACAAACACAGAGUCCAGUUCGUCCAGGGCCCAUUCACACUAGGCAGAUGGGGGACCCCCAUCAAUGCCAUCUCCGUCACCUGGGUUCUUUUCAUUAGUACUGUGCUUUUCUUCCCGCCUCAGGUGCCGGUUACACUGGCUAAUAUGAACUAUGCUAUUUGUGUUGGUGCGUUUAUUGCUGCUUUUGCGCUUGUGUGGUGGCGGGUGGCUGCUCGUGGGAAAUACACCGGUCCCAGGACAAAUGAUUAUACCCAGCAAGUCCCGACGGAAGACUUGGGCGAUUACGGAACUAUUGAUGAUGAUGUGGAUAGACCAUAG